UUCUGAAGUCAUGUGGGGGACCAUCCUGGUUUCAGGGGGCAUGGUACCCAGACGGAGUGAACGUCUGCUCUGCUCUGUAGGCAGCUUCUCCCAGGCAAUGGCAUUAACCCUUUGUAUUCAUGGAGGGUUUCCAAAAUAUCUUCUUUACUAAAGGAGACCCACAGCUGCUCUUGGAGAUUCCCAGAUGCUGUUGGCAGUACCACUUCCUGUUUAUCCAGACUUGACUGAAAUGAAGGAAAGUUUUUAGGAAUCUUUUGGGGGAAUCUGUGUACAUUCCAGCAGACUGAACCAGAACAACAAGCCCCUAUCCAUACUGCCCACGUAUCCUAAAGAAUGAUCUCGACUAUGAAGUCAAAGCAUUUUGGGGAGUGAAAAGGAGAAGAUGGUACCCCUGGCUGGCAGCUGAAAGGGAUGACGGUCUGGUUCCUGGUGAAGAUGCUAAGAAUGAAGAGGAGAUCUUCCAAAGAAGGGAGGAACCCGCAGCAGGGAGCCACUGAAGACUGUAGCAUUGACUCUGAUGACUGGACCAGCUCUGAGAGUGAGCCAGAACAGCUGGGCUUGCAGAAUCCCAGCCACCUCCAGGGGCAAGAACAAGGACUGCCCCCCAAGCCACACCGGCAGCUCUGCCGCUCCCCCUGCCUGGACCAACCCAGCUUCUCUCAGAGCAGCACCCAGCAGGACCCAAAGCUCGAAGAGGACAAGCAGCCCCCCGUGGACAAAGAGUACCAGGCCAAAAUGGACUUCGCUUUAAAACUCGGCUAUGCUGGGGAGCAGAUUCAAGCUGUUCUGAGCAAACUCGGCCCAGAUGCCCUCAUCAAUGACAUAUUGGCUGAACUUGUGAGGCUAGGGAACAAGAAUGAGGAGGAGGGCCAGAAGAGUGGAGGGGCAGAACACAGCCAUGCCGCCAGGGACGUGGCCAGCCCAGAGCUGUCCCUGGAAGACGAGACUGCGGACAACACUGAGAACCUGAGACCUGUUGUCAUAGACGGAAGUAACGUGGCCAUGAGCCAUGGGAACAAAGAAGGCUUCUCCUGCAGGGGAAUACAAUUAGCCGUGGACUGGUUUCUGGAGAAAGGCCAUAAAGAUAUUACGGUAUUUGUACCUGCAUGGCGGAAGGAGCAGUCUCGCCCUGAUGCGCCAAUUACAGAUCAAGAUAUCUUACGUAAACUGGAGAAAGAAAAGAUUCUUGUCUUCACUCCAUCCCGAAGAGUACAAGGCAGGAGGGUCGUCUGCUAUGAUGACCGUUUCAUUGUCAAGUUGGCUUUUGACUCUGAUGGCAUCAUUGUGUCCAAUGAUAACUACCGGGAUCUUCAGAAUGAGAAGCCUGAGUGGAAGAAAUUCAUCGAAGAGAGGCUACUCAUGUUUUCCUUUGUCAAUGACAAGUUUAUGCCUCCAGAUGACCCCUUAGGGCGCCAUGGCCCAAGUCUGGAAAAUUUCUUAAGAAAGAAACCUGUGAUUCCUGAACAUAAGAAGCAGCCAUGCCCUUAUGGCAAAAAGUGCACGUAUGGCCACAAGUGUAAAUACUACCACCCAGAGCGUGCCAACCAGCCGCAGCGGGCGGUGGCAGAUGAGCUCCGCAUCAGUGCCAAACUGUCAGCUAUCAAAACCAUGAGUGAGGGAGCGUUGGCCAAGGGUGGUGGCGCGGCCCCAGUGCCUGCUUCCAAGAGUGAACCCAGCUCUGAAGGGAAGCGCGUCACUCCCAAACGCCAGUCAGAUCCCAGCAUCCGGUCUGUGGGUGUGGAAACCGACGAGAGACUGCCUAUCAUUCGUAAACCUGAGACCAACUCGGCCCCCACCCUGGUGACGGCACUGAGUGUCCCCACACUUCCUCCUUCCAAAAGCCAUGCGGCAGGUGCCCUGAACACCCGCUCUGCAAGCAGCCCAGUGCCUGGUUCCUCACAAUUCACCCAUCAGAAAUCUUCCCUAGAACACACAGCCAGUAUGCAAUACCCACCCAUCCUGGUCACCAAUAGCCAUGGCACCUCUGUCGGCUACACUGAGCAGUACCCAAAGUACGAGUCUUUGGGGGACCAUGGCUACUACUCAUUGAUGAGUGACUUCCCUAACCUAAGCAUCAACAGUGGCCGUGGUGCAGAUUACUAUGGGGCCGAGCCGGACCGUCACACGCGCAGCAUGUACUCUCGCAAUGCCAGCCCCUGCCAUGACAAACACAUGAGCCAUACAAGUAGUGAUCCUUAUUCCUCAUACAGCGAUUUGUAUUUGGGUGUAGUAGAUGCCAGUCAGGAAGAUGCUAUGAAGAUGAACCGAUCGUGCUCACAAAACCAUCUCCAGCCUUUUUCACAUGGUUACCAUGAAGCCUUAACAAGAGUACAAAGUUACGGUCCAGAUGAACCCAAGCAGGCUCCCCACAAACAUCCAGCACCCCGAUUAGUGUUGCAUGCCCAUCACCCAGUAGUUGGAGCCCGAUCUAGUUGUCCUGGAGAUUACCCUGUGCCUCAGAGCAUCCACCCCCCCGGCACAGCUCCGCCGGGCCGAGCAUUGGUGAUGACACGGAUGGACAGUGUUUCUGACUCCCGCCUCUAUGAUGGCAACCCGAUGAGGCAGAGGCGGCCACCCUUGUGCCGAGAGCAGCAUGCCAGCUGGGAUCCUCUGCCCUAUCCUGCUGCUGCCGACUCCUACAGUUAUCACUCUUACCCUUUGAGCACCAACCUCAUGCAGCCCUGUUAUGAGCCGGUCAUGGUGAGGAGCAUGCCCGAAAAGAUGGAGCAGAUCUGGAGGAAUCCCUGGGUUGGGAUGUGCAGCCAGCCAAGGGAGCAUCACAUGAUCCCUGAACACCAAUACCAGACCUAUAAGAACCUCUGCAAUAUCUUCCCGGUUGGCAUUGUUCUCUCGGUGAUGGAGAAGAAUCCCCACAUGACAGAUGCACAGCAGCUGGCAGCCAUAAUUGUGGCCAAGUUGAGAUCAGGACGCUAAUGGGGGCGCCUCGUCUCCCAUCCUUUCUUGGGGUGAGCGAUCUGGGAAGAGAAGAUACAGGGGAAAGGGGCUAUCCCAGUACUAAUGUUCUCUUCCUAAUCGAUUCUGUACAGGAAAAAGGAUGUCAAUGGUAUACUGAAGGCAGAUGCUGAAAGCGCCCAAAUCAGAUUGUAUUGUACAUAGGUUUAAUAUUUUAGGGUUGUUUUAAAGUAAGAAUUUCAAAAGCUGUGUGAAAGGAGAUAGUGUUUCUUAUUGCAUGGAUAGUUGACCAUCACAUAUCCUUAAUGAACUAAAUGGGGUCACAGUUCACCCUUGAAUGCUAUAAGUGCAAACCUAUCGUCAGCAGUUAUAUUGCAUGUUUGAAUGUAUAUUUUCUGGGGUGCGUUAAGUGUAUAUAUAUAUAUGCAUAUAUAUAUAUAAAUACUAUUUUCUGUUGAGAUAUAGA
This is a messenger RNA of Vombatus ursinus (common wombat), 3379 nucleotides long. RefSeq names its product zinc finger CCCH-type containing 12B (gene ZC3H12B). Gene Ontology annotation, molecular function: RNA endonuclease activity; mRNA binding; metal ion binding. Gene Ontology annotation, cellular component: cytoplasmic ribonucleoprotein granule; nucleus. The transcript is spliced from 6 exons. Bases 412 to 2934 code for a protein of 840 amino acids. NCBI's taxonomy places the organism in Eukaryota, Metazoa, Chordata, Mammalia, Diprotodontia, Vombatidae. The record is from RefSeq and is a predicted model, not a curated record.